AUGUUACAUUACUAGUAAUCCUAGUUAUACUACGUUGACUUGACACAUGACUACUAUAAGUUAUACUAGUUGUACCAAUAGACCUGUUCAAUUUAUUACUUUGAAUUGUAGCAGAUUACUAGUUGUACAUUUUGUAUAAACAACAUCAGUAAUACAUCAUCUGUUGUACCAGUAAAACGGGUUGUUAACGAGUUUUGUGUAAUGAGUUGUACCAGUUGGAAAUUUGUGAAAAUUUGUCCUCGAAACGAUAGAGAUUGCAACUGCUAAUCAACAUGACAUCCAUAAUCGUUCUUCGAUUAAGAAACCAAAGAAACCUGGCUCUGAUACCACCUGAUGGAGCGGAAGCAACGAUAAACAGCUCAACUAAGGGGUUAUGGAACAACGCUUGGACUUGCCAGCUUAUCCAAGGGAUUCUAUAGAAUCCUCUCUUGGGACCUGCUUCUUGAUUGAUGAAUCUAAUCAAAUCAAUACAAGGGAUAGAGAAUACUAUUCUCUCAAAAGCCAAAGCUCUUUAUUAAUCAAAUAAAACUGCAUACAACUUUAGACUUAGAUACCUAUUUAUAAUAAAUCCUUAAAUCUAUGAAAACCCUAAUCUUAAUUAAAAUAGAAAAACUACUAAAAUAUAGAAAAUACAAUAAGAAAUAAUUAUCUAUGUAAACUAAUAAAUUAUAAAAAUAUUUGGAUAACUUCCAAAUAUCUUGCUGCAUCACUAACUCUGCACACCUAUACCAAGAGAAAGAGGGAAAGAAGAGAAACAAUCUAAGGAAGGGAGAAUAGAAGGUAAGCACCGAGAAACCAGAGCCUAAGCUUGAGACCAGAAACAACCUUUUAAGCCCACAUAGCAUACAUGAAGAAAUCACUAUCCAAACCUGGAGUGGCAACUAUUACGAAAGGGAGAGCCACCAGAUAUGCGAGUAGUGAUGAAAGCUGCAAACGAGAUGAGAUAACAGAGAGGAAAGGGAAGAUGGAACAAAAUCAGAAAACUAUGGAACCAUCAUCGAGCUAUGAAAGAGAGAAUAGAAGUCAAAUCACAAAACAAAAACAGACCUUGAAAGCUAAGACGAGCAAGGACUAUCGACGGCAAACCAACGAUGCGGAACACAACAUCAAAGGAGACUAAACUCUGUCCCAACCUAAGGAGAAGCAGCUCCUACCAUAAGCCAAAAUCUAAGGAAGAAGAGGAGCGCUAAUAUUGACCUGAACAGCCUACAACGCUGUGAGAAACAACCUCAAAACUAUGAACUCAUAAACCCGAUCUACAACAAAUAUCAGAUAAUUUCACAUGAGAAGAAUGCGAAGAAGAACAAGAGCACGAAAGUGAGUCUUUUUCCCGGUGAUGGUGAGAAGCAUCGCACCCUGGAAAGGUAAAAGUAAUUCAUAGAUGGUGACGGCUCAAAGUCAAAAUAUGGGAGAGGGCACAAAACAUCUUAAAAUAGUAAUGUUCCAAAAUAUGAAAAAAAUAAAAUACAAUUUUGAAGUUGAAACCGUUAAUCUUAGAAUCAACAAAUUCUUAAAUGCAAAAUCAUUUUAAUUUAAUAUGAUUUACGUCAGACACUCAUUUCAUCACUAACAAAUACUACUAUACACACAACAAUACAAUCUUGAAAAACAAACACAUAAUAUAUUAACUUAUCACCUACUACUAUUAAUAUAUAGCAAAAAUAAACACCGAAUAAUACUUUUAACGAAUAAAGACGACCACAUAAUUAACAACAAUGAAACAUUAUUCCACACGAAGCGCGGACAUGCCCCCUAGUAAUAUAUAAAAUCUAUUAUUAUAAAGUACAUUUUGUCUCUCACCUCCUUAUGCCACAUCACUAAUAGGGGAAAGAGAGAAUGACACGUGUCCAACUCUAAAUCAGGUUUCUGCUUUACAUUGUUGAGGUUUACGUAUGGGCUUUACAUUGUUGGGCUUUGAUGAUCUUUAUUUGGACUGUUAUAAAAAAUACUUAAGCCCCAUACUUCCAUACACCUUCUCUAAUAAUUAGGGCCGUCGACAUCAAGGGUAUCUAUCUAUUAUUAUAAAGUACACUUUGUCCCUCACCUCCUUCUGCCACAUCACUAAAUAGGGGAAUGAGAGAGUCACACUUGUCCAACUCUAAAUCAGGUUUCUGCUUUACAUUGUUGGGCUUUGCCUAUGGGCUUUACAUUGUAGGGCUUCGAUGAUCUUUAUUUGGGCUGUUACAAAAAAAUACUUAAGCCCGACACUUCCACACACCUUCUUUAAUAGUUGGGGUGGUCGACAUCAAGGGUUCUUUGUGGUCAUCGACUUUUCGUUCAUCUCCAACAAUUGAGUUUCAGGAGACAUACUAAAUUUAUAUCUAUUACUAUAAAGUACACUUUGUCUCUCACCUCUUUAUGUCACAUCACUAAAUAGGGGAAGGAGAGAGUGACAUCUGUCCAACUCUAAAUCAGGUUCCUGCUUUACACUGUUGGACUUCAAUGAUCUUUAUCUGGAAUGUUGCAAAAAAAAUACUUAAGCCAGAUACUUCCAUGCACCUUUUUUAAUAGUUGGGACGGUCGACAUCAAGGGUUCGUCGUGGUCAUUGACUUCUCGUUCAUCUCCAACAUUGGAGUUUCAGGAGACAUAUUAAAUCUAUAUCUUAUUAUAAAGUACAUUUUGUCUAUCACCUCCUUCUGCCACAUCACUAGAUAGGGGAAGGAGAGAGUGACAUGUGUUCAAAUUUAAAUCAGGUUUCUGCUUUUCAUUGUUAGGUUUUACGUAUGGGCUUUACAUUGUUGGACUUUGAUGAUUUUUAUUUGGGCUGUUACAAAAAAUACUUAAUCCCGAUACUUUCAUACAUAUUCUUUAAUAAUUGGUCCGUCGACAUAAGGGUUCGUCGUGCUCAUUGACUUCUCAUUCAUCUCCAACAAUGGAGUUUCAGGAGAACUAUUUGAGACGAAUAGUGAUGAUGAUUCCAUGGAUAGAGAAGUCUUGGUAUCGGUUCAUCUCCUGUUCGUCUCCCUCGAACCGUUACGCCAUGAAUUGAUUGUAUGUCAUUAACUCUUUCGAUCCACUGCAUUUUCUCUCUUUUCAAGGCGGUGCAGCUACAACUAUAAAAAGACUAGUCUACAUACCGUACGCAUCAUCUUCACAAAUAAAAAAAUUUCCCCGUAGAAAUGGCGUUGCCUCAAAACGUGUGUUUGUAGGAUGGGUUUACUCCUAGUAAUUAAUAUAUCUAAUAUAAUCUUAAUUCAUGUUUUUUUUUGAAAUGAAAGAUUCAGUAGUCUAGUAGUUUGUUUAUGUUUAGAUAAUGCCCCGACUGAAUUUGAAAGCCCAAUCUAACAAUUUUUUAAAAAAAUAUAUAUUUUUUGAAAUCCAAAAUAUUUUGGUUUGGGUCAGAUUCAGUGUUGUUUCUUUUUUAAUAAAAAUUUGAGAUUUUAGAUCCAUUAUUUUAACAGUUUCGGUUUGGAGUUGGUAUAAGUUUCUUGGGGGUCGGGUUUGGUUCUGUUUUUCCGAUUCGGAUAUUUUGCUAAACCAUAUGUGGAACACAGCAGACUUACGGUAUUGUGAAUGCUUCAAAUUUUGUAAAGAAGUAAAAGACCACACGAGGACAGCAAAGAGGAGUACAUAAAAAGUCAAAUAAAGUCUUUUAGAAUACAAAACCAUAAAAGUCAUGGGCCUUCGCUUCUCUGUAAUCCCACUGAUUACCAAAUCGUACAGCGCACGACGACCUCUGCACUUCUGCCAAUUCCGGCCAUGAAUCGCCAAGCGCCGUCGUGAUUAUGUUAACCGACGUCUUUUGGCUUCGCACGCGACGGAGCCGCAUCGUCUUCUUCCUCAUCUGUUCUCCUUUACUUAUCCCACUCCUCUGUGCCUCAAUCCCUCUCCUCUGCGCCGCCGAGAUCUUCAGUCGCCUCCGCAAUCGCCAUCCAUGGUUCGCUAAAUCCGCCGAUGAAGAUGAUUUGCGGCUCCGGAGAUGCGAGGAAGGAUGUAACUGCGGCGGGUCUGGGCCGGAAGAAGCGGGAUUGCUGCAGAGAUACUUGGAAGAUCAGCUGAUUCUGGUUAGAUCUGUUUACGGAUGCGGUGAAGAAGAAGACCAAAAUCGCGAUCCCGAUCAAAAUAGGAUUUUACUUCUUUCGUGAUUGUUUGUUUUGAAGUUUAUGUAGAUAUAAGCACACGGAUCCGAUUUAUUAUAUACUUCCAAACUCCGAUCAAUUGAAAUUUUCCACUUUCGUCUUUGUCUCUUUCA
Molecule: messenger RNA, 4193 nt
Organism: Brassica rapa (field mustard)
Lineage: Eukaryota; Viridiplantae; Streptophyta; Magnoliopsida; Brassicales; Brassicaceae
Source: RefSeq, a predicted model, not a curated record